Molecule: messenger RNA, 1545 nt
Organism: Adineta steineri
Lineage: Eukaryota; Metazoa; Rotifera; Eurotatoria; Adinetida; Adinetidae
Source: the annotation of a GenBank genome assembly
AUGGGUAGUCAUCUUGGAUUUAUUCGGACUCUUUUUCGUUCGGAUAUAAAUCCAUCUAACUACAAAUCUCGUACUCUUCCUGCAUUGAACAUUAUCGAUAAGUAUGGGAGAACAUUUAAUUUAUCUUGGAUCGGAUUUUUUGUUGCAUUUAUAUCAUGGUUUGCUUUUCCUCCUCUUAUUCAUGGUAUUAUUCAAAAAGAUCUUCAACUAACACAAGCACAAAUCGCAAACUCAAAUAUUAUUGGUCUACUAGCAACUUUUCUUGUACGUCUUAUCAUCGGUCCCCUAUGUGAUAAAUAUGGUCCUCGGUAUGUCAUGGUUGGAUGCCUUCUUAUGGGUGCUAUUCCAACUGCAUUAAUACCACUUAUCAAAAAUGCUUUCGGUCUGAUGAUGAUUCGAUUUUUUGUCGGCGUUUUAGGAGGAACUUUCGUUCCGUGUCAAGUAUGGAUAAAUCAAUUUUUCGAUAAAAAUAUUAUUGGAUUAGCCAAUGCUCUAGCUGCAGGCUUUGGCAAUGCUGGAGGUGGUGUCACAUUUUUUCUCAUGCCAGCAAUUGUAUCUUCACUCAUGAACAAUAACGGUAUAAGUCAAUACUGGGCAUGGCGAAUUGCUUUUCCAAUAUGUCCACUGGUUAUUAUCGUUUAUGUUGCUGUUAUCAUACUUAUCUUUGGUCACGACACUCCGACUGGAUCAUGGAGCACUCGACACUUACACCAAGAUACCCGACAAUAUGGUAUUCAAGUUAUUUAUAGAGCUGAAUCUUCAAAUAAUACUAAUGAACGUAUUCCUAUUACUGACAUAUCUUCUUGCGUAAACGAUGGAGACACAAUUAGCUAUACUUCUCACCAACAAACAUCACCGACAACUGACACAUUAGAAACGGCAAUAGAACCAGUUGAUACUCGUAUCAUUAGGACUGAUUAUGAAAUUUCUGAGGUUCCAUCUGCUAUAGAUAUAUGGAAAACUACAUUUUCAUUACAAACUCUUCUAGUUGCACUUCCUUAUCUCUGCUCAUUUGGAUCCGAACUUGCUGUCGAGGGAAUUAUUUCAGAUUUUUAUAUCCAAACUACAAAAAAUAAAGAUGGCAUAGUUUGGAAUUCACAAACAGCUGGAAACUGGGCUGCUAUGUUCGGACUUUUGAAUGUUAUUACUAGACCAUUGGGAGGUUACAUUUCUGAUGUGUUGUAUCGUUACAAAGGACUCGUAGCAAAAAAAUGGUGGCUAAUCUUUCUGGGCGUUAUGCAAGGUGUCUUCUUUAUUUGGAUUGGAUUGGCACAGUUACACAUUUACGGUUUAAUUGGUGCUAUGACUGGUCUAGCAAUUUUCAUAGAGGGAGCAAAUGGGGCUAUUUUCUCUUUAGUUCCUGCUAUUCAUCCAAAAUUUAACGGUGUUGUUUCAGGUGUAACUGGUGCAUCUGGCAAUCUCGGUGGAAUUUUGUUCGGUUUGAUUUUUCGAUUUCUCGGAACUGACUAUCAUAAGAGCUUGUGGAUUAUAGGAAUCUGUUGUGUAGGUUCAAAUCUUGCAGUUACUUGCAUCUCGCUCAAAUAA